CGUAGGUCCGGGCCGAGGCUGUGCAUGAGCGAGCAAGCUUGCGUUGCGGGAGCUUGAAAGAAGACCGAGCAACGGGAUUUCGAUCCCGAAUUUAAUGCGCGGCGAUGGCGCUGCGACGCUGCUGUGGCGCUGGACGAUCGCCAGUGUAAGCUCGGUGGAAUUUCUCCCUUGUUGCGGCGCUUUUCCUUGUUUGCGUGGAUCUUUGCUCCUACGCUACCGAUAUUUGGGAUCCAAUUUCAGGAAUUGAGGCCGCGGGGAGGGAUCGGGGAAUGCGAGUAGGCGGUGGCGGUUUGAUCGCGAGAAUAUCCGCGGCGCCGCGUCCAAGAUCGAGAAAUCCGUGCUCCCGUGAGCUCGCGGUGCCGAAAUAUUUCGACGCUCGUGUGCGAUGAACAGUACGCGAAUCGGACAGCCAUAGUCCAAGUGAAAAUAUUCCUGUGGAAGAUAUGGAGGAGCGAAAGGACAAGGGGAAGUAUCCAGUGGUACCAGCCGACUACAAGUUGCUCGAAGAGAUCGGGCAGGGCGUGAGCGGAUUGGUGUUUCGGGCAUUUUGCGUGCCUCUUGGAGAAUAUGUCGCGGUGAAGCAGCUGGAUUUGGAGAAAUGCAGUGGGACUUUGGAUACCAUCCGAAAGGAAGCUCAGACAAUGAGCUUGAUCAACCAUUCCAAUGUCGUGAAGGCACACUGCUCGUUUGUGGUGUCUCAGCAUCUUUGGGUAGUCAUGCCGUAUAUGGGAGGUGGCUCGUGUCUUCACAUCAUGAAGGCAACAUCUCCCGAUGGAUUCGACGAGCCGGUUAUUGCGACAAUUCUUCGCGAUACGUUGAAAGCUUUGGAGUAUCUUCACCGACAGGGACACAUUCAUCGAGAUGUGAAGGCUGGGAAUAUCCUCAUACACGAGAACGGUGCCGUGAAGCUCGGUGAUUUUGGCGUCGCGGCUUUCAUGUUUGACAAUGGCGAUAGGCAAUGGUCGAGAAAAACUUUUGUGGGGACACCUUGCUGGAUGGCGCCGGAGGUCAUGGAGCAGAUCAAUGGUUACGAUUUUAAGGCUGACGUAUGGUCUUUCGGUAUAACUGCUCUAGAGCUUGCACACGGCCAUGCUCCGUUCUCGAAAUAUCCACCUCUGAAGGUUCUACUGAUGACUUUACAAAAUGCAGCUCCUGGAUUGACUUACGAGAGGGACAAGCGCUUUUCUAAGUCUUUCAAGGAGAUGAUUGCCAUGUGUUUGGUUAAGGACCCGACAAAAAGGCCAACAGCCGAAAAGCUUUUGAAGCAUUCUUUUUUCAAAUCGGCAAAGUCAAGCGACUAUAUAGUCCGUCACGUUCUGGACGGCCUUCCACCUCUCUGGGAACGUGUGAGGGAUGUGAAGCUGAAGGAUGCUGCACGACUUGCGGAAAAGAAAACGUCUACUUUCGAGGAGCAGGAAGAAAAAUCCCAGAACGCUUAUAAACGCGGAGUAAGUGGCUGGAAUUUUGACGUUGAGGAUCUCAAAGCACAGGCAGCAAUGUUGCAAGACGAUGAUUAUGCUCCUGUCAUCAAGAAAGAGGAGGAAGGAGUUCCCUCUAAAACUGUUUCUAGAGUAGCCUCGCCUCAUACGACAAUAUCCGCCGACGAUAAUCUUAUCUCUGAGACUAUCAAGGCCGAGAUACCUCUCGAUGGAGAAGAGUGCAUAGUUCGCAAGCCGCCAAAUGGAGCCAAGAUAAGAGGCCGGUUCAAUGUCUUCGUCGAUAACGUGGAGAUAGAUUCAUCAAACUGGUGUGAGAACGCAGAACAACUCAACGGCGAAGAAAGUGCGCUUGCGCACCACAAGGAGGAAAAGUUCGAAGAUAAAGAGCUUGAUGACUCGAAAAUCAUAAACGCAAAAGAUAUUUCAAUGGAUCACAACCGACAGUUAGAUUUUGAUGAUGCACUUACAGACAAGCCUUUGGAUGACGAGAGAACCAGAGAUCACAAGCUAACGAUGCGCCCCUCAGGAGAGGAGAACCCCUCUACUGUGCCAUCUAGCAAUGGAGUCGUUGACCAUCGACCUGCAAAUGGAUCAGCCAAGCCCCCACCUGGAAAAGAGGAUGAGAAGGUCAAAGGGCCCGUCGUCCAGAAGAAAGGACGGUUCUCCGUAACCUCGGCAGAUGUCAAUCUCAAGGACCUUAAGGAGAACAAGGAUGUGGAAAGGCUUGCCGCUCUUCCAAAUGUGAAAGUAAAAAGCAGUGUAAACUCUAUUGAGCAUUCGGAACUUCUCUCUCCCUCAAGUCUCCGAAGAACUUCGAGUGCCCAGAUGUACCAGCAAGUUUUUCCACAGUCAUCCGGUACAUCUCCAUCUCCAGCCACACCAUCUACUACUGGCUACACUCCCGUGUCGACUGCGGCAUUACUGCCACUGCUCCAGAAUCUUUUAAACCAAACGGCGAUGCAGCAGGACAUGAUUGUGAAUCUGAUGACCAUUGUAUGCAACCAUGGGACUGACUUAUCCGCUGGCGCGUCCAACCAGCGCUUGAGUCGGAGUGCGAGUGCGAGUGCAGUAGACCACGGGAGCGAUCACAACUGCUCGGACCGUGAACGUGACCUUCGCCAACAAGUCCUUGAACUGCAAGUGAGAGUGGGAGUGCUUGGUGACGAGCUGCAAAUGAUGAAGCUUCGCAAUGUCCAGCUGGAGAGACAGCUGAACGCGAUCUUCAACAAAGAAGAGGAGGAAAGAAUACGCAAAGAGGAAGCCGCGAAAGAAGACGGUUAAAAGGAAAUGCCUCCCUCUUCUGGUCUCUUUAUUUUUUCGCUUCGUUCUUUCGACAUUUUUUUCUGUUUACAUGUUUUGCAAGCCUAAGCUCACUGAGAAUGGAAAACCAGUGAACUUCUAGAGCUAGAAAUUGGAAAAGAAAACUAAGCCGCCUUACAAAGGGGUGUUA
Messenger RNA from Selaginella moellendorffii, 2889 nucleotides. Its product is annotated as serine/threonine-protein kinase BLUS1. The transcript has 22 exons. Gene Ontology annotation, molecular function: protein serine/threonine kinase activator activity; ATP binding; protein kinase activity. Bases 444 to 2720 code for a protein of 758 amino acids. The record is from RefSeq and is a predicted model, not a curated record. NCBI's taxonomy places the organism in Eukaryota, Viridiplantae, Streptophyta, Lycopodiopsida, Selaginellales, Selaginellaceae. Gene Ontology annotation, biological process: protein phosphorylation.